This is a messenger RNA of Lineus longissimus, 923 nucleotides long. RefSeq lists its product as uncharacterized. The transcript is spliced from 3 exons. Lineage: Eukaryota; Metazoa; Nemertea; Pilidiophora; Heteronemertea; Lineidae. The record is from RefSeq and is a predicted model, not a curated record. The coding region runs from base 34 to 408 and encodes 124 amino acids.
UGUGAGAAAACGACACCUUCGAAUGCCACAGCCAUGAAGAUUGCUAUUCUUUGCCUCUUUGUAACAAUUGGUCUUGCCAGUGCGGCCCUCAAUAAAAGUACCGCAACGAAAAUCCUCGCCUUUGUCAACAACCCCAUCCAGCGGAAUAACGGCAUCGAUGGCGCCAUUAGGAACGCGCUAGGCGAGAAGAAGAAAUCCGGUGAACUGCCCGUGGCCGGUUAUAGUAUUGUCAAGUUCAGCGCCCCUACCUGUGGAUUCUCAAAUGGAAGAUCAUCCUGUACAGCCUCAACCACUGACCCAUUAACCGGGGCCACGGGAACCGGAAAGGGCCUUCAAAUAGGAACCGCACUCAAGGCCUCUCUCAUUAGCCUCUUUGCCAACAUAAAAGCCAUUGCGCAGAAGGUAUAAUGGAGCCAGAUGUUGGUGAUCGUCGGCUAUACGUCACGACGUUUCUUGCCCUAUGUACACUACUGGAGAACGAUAAUGUUUGAAUGUUUGCAAUGUAUCAGAAGACCACACAUUUAUCAAGACUUACCUAACAAUAACCGCUGAAUUCAAAACGAGUCUUCAUUGGCGCAUAGUGCAUUUACCCAUAUGUUUUAGAAUAUUGGCGCAAAUCUUUGUUAAAGCUAAUUAACAUACCAGUAGAUCACAUAAUUAUUACGUUUCUCUGCCCUUGACGCAAGGGCCCAACGCGCCGCGUAGCGGCAAAAAAGCGAAGCUGGCGAAACAUUUAUAACGGGUCACCGUCACUUAUUAUUGGACUUAUAGCGCAUUUACGGGGUUGCAACUAUUUUGCUUUAUAGUGUCACCAGGAAAGAAAAGCAUGCGACCUAACGCCGAUCUAUUUGUAUAAAGUGAUAAUUGGAAGGUAUAUAGUAGGAAAUAUCAAUAAAAUAAUCAUUCCAUGUCGUCUUUUGAGG